Aspergillus eucalypticola CBS 122712 is the source of this 749-nucleotide messenger RNA. RefSeq lists its product as uncharacterized. NCBI's taxonomy places the organism in Eukaryota, Fungi, Ascomycota, Eurotiomycetes, Eurotiales, Aspergillaceae. Bases 84 to 626 code for a protein of 180 amino acids. The record is from RefSeq and is a predicted model, not a curated record. The transcript has 2 exons.
AACUGAAUCAUCGCUCCGAUCGAGAUCUGAUUAACCAAAUUCACUUCACAGCAAAUAUUACUAUAACCAAGGGUGCGCUAAGCAUGUUGCGAAAUACGAAACUCCUCAGCACCAGAUCCCAUCCAUUUAUACCUGUAACUACAAGAGCUGGUCAGCUGUGCCACCCAUCGGUAUCUUCCUACCAGCAUCGCUGCCUUGUGACUUCCCAAACCAUCCACAAAGAAAGACAUCUCGAGUCCGAUCUGGACCGGCAUCUACUCCGACCUGAGCAUAACGAGAAUACCAAGUCGGGCACCGACGACGAAGCUGCUCAUCACUGGUCUUCGUACGAUCCCACUAUCACCGACCCGGACCUUGAGGUUCUCGCCUGCGAGGAAGAGUGCGAACUCGAUGGUGAACUAGAUGACCCUUUGUUCGUCAGCCCAGGCAAUAGGGAAGUCAGUCGUUUCCUUGAUCCGAUGAUCGGAGGGGCGGUGCAUGGUGCUACGAGACCGGGCCCAAGUGGGAGGGGAUGGACGAGAAAGCAUAAGGAGGUGAUCAUCAAGAAAAUCCCAGGAAGUCAGUUUGAGAAAUAUGAUCGAAUACUGCAGGAGUUGAGGAAGGCAGAUAAGCGGGCCAUGAAAUGAGUGUUGUAGUGAAGGGGUCUACCGGCCAGGAAUUACUUUCUGCAUAAAAGACCCCUUGUUGUCCGUGGUUUGCCAAUUUCAACCCGGUAUGGAGUUAGCAUACAUUGAAUAUGGCUUGUUAGG